Messenger RNA from Rotaria socialis, 435 nucleotides. The record is from the annotation of a GenBank genome assembly. NCBI's taxonomy places the organism in Eukaryota, Metazoa, Rotifera, Eurotatoria, Philodinida, Philodinidae.
AUGUCUCAAUCCUGUUCGAUACAAAAAUAUAUUCGCGCACCACGUGGUUGCUGUCAGAAAAGUCUGUGUUUGCAACAUUCAAGUGAACAUAAUGCGUUACUCGUUGGUCAAUUGAAUUCUUUCACUGAUGAAAUUAAUGCACUUGAUGAUCGUCUCAGAACACUGAAUACUCAGAACACUACUAGCAACUACCAUCAAAAACGUCAACAAUGGCGUGACGAUUGUCAUAAGGAGAUCGAUUGUUUGCUGGAAAAGAAAUGUCAAGAUCUUGAUCAAGUUAUUAACGAAAACGUGGAACAACACCGGAAAGAACUAAAUAGAAUACACUUGAAAAUAACUGAUCUCACCAAUGCACAAGAAGCUACUCGUCAAGAUAUCGAUUCAUUGAAUGCAACUAUUCAUCCUCUGAAAAGUGAAAUGAACAAAAUUGAAUAA